Molecule: messenger RNA, 2352 nt
Organism: Funneliformis mosseae
Lineage: Eukaryota; Fungi; Glomeromycota; Glomeromycetes; Glomerales; Glomeraceae
Source: the annotation of a GenBank genome assembly
AUGGAUAUUAUUAAUAUUAUCGAAACAGAACCCAUAUCACGUGAACAAUAUUCCAAUGAAUUUAGUGAUAUUGAAAUUGCUCCUACUUCAAAGUCUCAAAAUGACGAAAAUAGAAUGGAAAAUGUAUCCGACAAACCUAAACCACUCACUUUGCCAAUAUUUACAAAUAUAAGAAAUAGUUUAACCUUUGCGAAGAAAAAAUAUGGAAAACCACGUUCGUCAAGCCGACCUCGUUCUUCUAGUGGAUAUAGUGCGGAUUCGGGGGGUAGUGAAUCAUCUAAGAGAAUUAAUCAUAUUACAAUUGACAAUGAUAUUGAUGAUGGAAAGAAUCCGUCAUCUACAUUUUCAUCUGGUAUAGGUGGCCGAAAUUUGUUUGAUGAAUUUAAAUCUAUUGACAUUUCUGACAGUGAAGAAACGUCAACAUCACAAAAGAAAAAAUAUACUCGAGGAGAUGAGUCAGAUAAACUUUACAACUUUACUUUUGAUGAGGAAACCUCUAAAAAUGAUACAGUUGAAAUAUCAAUCGAUUCGCGACGUAACGAACUGCAUGAUUUUGACAUGUCUGAUAACGACGACGACGCAAAUCAACGUUCCCGUAAAAAAUCAACAAUAAUUGUCUCUGAUGAAUCUGAUGGUGGAUUCGAAACUGAUUUUUUUGAUGAUGAGAACAGCACAAAGAAAGAUUUAUUCAUUAAACCGGAUGGUCAAUUAUCGGAUGACGAACGGGAAUCGAAUUUAAACGAUGUAUAUUCUAACCGCUCAAAAGCCCCAAAGAAAUUUUCCAAGAAAUCUAAAUUAAAUUCGUUAAGUUACCUUUCCGACGCGUCCGAGGAGUCCGAAGAUGAAGACUAUUGCCCAAUAAUGUCUAUAAAUAAUGAAGAUAAACAAAAAGAAAAUUCAAAAAAAAAGGAAUCAUUCUAUCUCGACACCGAUGAAGAUGAGCCUAGCGAGAAAGAAAAAAAGUCGAAAUAUGAUGGUAUGAAACGUAACCUUGAAGAUAAUUCGCCAAGAUUACUUUCUGCCAAAAAACCUUUAGGCUCGAAUAUAGACGAGCCGAAUACGGAGAAUCCGAUGAAUAUUGGCGGUGCUUUUGAUGAAUCUAUUUUAGAUGAUGACUUAAGUUUAGAUGAUUAUAUUGCUGUAGAUAAGCCAACAUAUUCAUCAAAAAAGAAGCAGAGUCAAAGACAGAUAAUAAUUCACGAAGAAUCGAGCAGAUCCUCGCCAAUGAAAAAUGGUCGUCGAUAUUUAGCUAUAAAUUGGCUUGGUAGCAUUCAUGCGGUAGAUAAUACUACUUAUCAUUCAAUAACUGUCGAAUAUAAUAACAAAACACUUUACAAAGGAUACACCUUUCGCGAUGAAGUUGGCUAUACUAUGGCUUGCCUCGGCACACAGGGAGUGCUCUUUGCCGUAGAAUCUGACUCAGAGAAUCCAAGUGUUUUAUAUUAUAAACCAAAUCAAAGCUGGUCCCAAAAGAGUGAUUGGAUGACAACACUUCAUCAUGGUGAAGAUAUUACAGCUAUUGCUUUAAGUGAACAAGCAGUUGUCGUAGCAACAUCUAAAAAUUAUUUGAGAUUCUUCUCUCCUUUUGGUUUUCAAAAUUACAUAUUCUCUUUUCCCUCUAUCGUCUGCAUGGCUGCAUAUAAUAAUCUUCUUUUGAUCGCUCAUCAUUUAAGUGUUGCUUAUAAAGGUUCACAAAAUCUUGGAUACGUUUUGUAUGAUAUGCAUGAACGCGGUGAUGUACAAAAGGAUGUUUUACCGAUAUCUAAAGAAUCUACCUUGAGAUGGUUGGGCUUUUCGGAAGAAGGGAUGCCAGUAAUGUUUGACUCUAAAGGUAUCCUUUUUGUCCUUCACGAUCAUCGAAUAUACAAACAAGCAAGAUGGGUGCCUAUAUUAGAUACUGCCAACAUCGUAAAUGAUCCUACUAAGCCUGAUAUAGACAAAUCAAAGAAGAGUUCGGAUUACGGUGAAGACGUGCCCCGUUAUCCUCGACCUACAUACGACGAAGUUAAUUGGCAAAUGCCACUCUUACAUCUUGAUAAAGUGAGUGGACGUUGUGAAGAAAGAUGGAUACGCGAGUCUAUCCUAUCGAGCUUUGAAUACCAAGAAGCCAAUGCAAAGGAUGAAUUGAGUGUCGUUAAAAUUACGGAACUAAGGAAGAAAGAAAGAGAUACUAAAAAGAUCAUAAUCGAAUUAAUCCAGGCUACUGUUACUGAAGAAAGAUAUGAACGUGCUUUGGAAUUAGCGAAGUUGCUAGAUUCAAGAAAGUUUUUGGAAUCUGCAUUACAAAUUGCAAUCUUUUAUAAUGUUACAAGUUUAGCUGAAAAAAUCCAUCAACUGCAAUCAGUAAGUUGA